Messenger RNA from Brugia pahangi, 2544 nucleotides. NCBI's taxonomy places the organism in Eukaryota, Metazoa, Nematoda, Chromadorea, Rhabditida, Onchocercidae. The record is from the annotation of a GenBank genome assembly.
AUGAAAAAUGAGCAGUUGGAAGCUCUUCGAAAAGAAGCAGAGGAACGAAUAGAAAAAGAGAGAAAAACGCAUCCUAAUUUUAACAUCCUAACGGAUCGUGCGCCAACUCCAGAUUUCAGUAUCACUUAUAUUGAAACGUCAUACAACACAGAUGGCGAAUCAGUGAACAAAAGUCACAAAGAAAACGUUAUUAGUGCUACUGAAGCAGAAAAAACUGCAGUUGAUGAUUCUGCAGGCGACCAAGGCAACGGUUUUGGUGAACCGAUGGAGGUCGACAACUCUUCUUAUUUUCGUCAUAUUACACAUCAUCAAAAUGAAGACGUGUGUGGAGCUGUUGACUCAAUUUUGGACAACGACAAAAAUCUGACAUACAUCAUGGGAAAAAAUGGAGAUAAUGUAAACUUACUUUUGCCUGCUAGUGAAGACCGUGUCAGUAGCAGCGAAGAAUGUAAACCCAUAUUACAGUUUAAAUUAGAUGGAACAAUCAUUGUUGAGAAAUUACAUGAAGCUGAGGGUGGUCAAGCUCAAAAUGGAGAGAAGGAUCAGCACGACGUUUCCUUAUUCAGUUGUAAUCAUACUGAUGAAACUGCGAAAAAUACAUCUCCGCAGCCGGAAAUGUUGAAUAAAGUCAUGGAAGUGGCUGAAUAUCAAAUGUUGCAAACUACUAAUUCGAUCAAUGUGCAUCAUGACGAUGGAAUAUCACCACAAUCUGCAAACCAAAAAGUUUUUGCAUGUCCUGCCCCUCUACAAGCAACCUUUGAUUUAUCUCGUAUUGAUAAAGUCGAUUUGUCAACUGGUGCUAAAAGUGAAAUAUCAUCUCCAGUCAAUCAACGAGUUUGCCGGACUUCUCGUCCUGAUCUGCUGAAGCUGAUUGGCAGCGGUAUUACAAAUCUAAAUAUCCCACGUCCAAAUGACCAAACUGUUGUAUCUUUCAAAACACCUAAGCAACAUGUAGAGACAGUAAUGAAGCGCACAGUUGUCAGAAAACAACCUAUAAAUGCUACACCUUUGUUCAAGAAAAAAUCUGUUGCAUCUACAGCUUUACGUGGCACUAGUACUCCAGUUGAAGGAUCUGCUUGUUAUGUUUGUCCACGUUAUAAUGCCCAUCAUGCUGCUUUGGCUAGUCACGCUACGCAAACAGGAUCUGGUACGCCGGUAUCAUUUCACAGCCGGAUUAUGCCUGCGAAUACUCUAACACCGAUACGUCGCCCAUUGGCAAACUCUUCACGUUUUUUCUGUCCGCCAACUGCUGUGAAAGCUUCCACACCUCGGACACCUCUACUAACUAAUGCAUUAACAACAAUUUCACAAUAUGGUACUCCGUCUUCGCUGUCAAAACGAAACGCUUUGGUUGAUUAUGAGUUAACGCCCCAGUCACAUGUGCUUAGCAAAAUACGUACACCACAGCAAAAAUGCAAUGGAGCUAAACCUGAAAACCAAAGCACAAGUUCGGUCACACAGAUACCGAUGUCACGUUUUGCUUUCGAGCACUUGAAAAGUGGUGGAACGCCUCGUCCAACUUCCAAUACAGAAAAGAAAUGGAAGAAAAUUACAGGAGACAGCUCGUUAUCGUCUGUUCCAAAAACACCUGUUGCUAAAGCUGAUAUAAGCCAAAUGCUUGUUGAUAAUGUUAUGAGAAGUGGCCCUGCAUACAGACGUCGACCCCAUCCUUCGAAAUUAUUGUUGCCAAUCGGAAAACUUCAGUUUGAAAAAAGUGCUGAGAAUCCCGAUUUUUCCUCGAAACAUACGAGUCCAAUAACAGAAAUUGCUAAAGAUUCUCCACUCAAUGCUCAAGAGGAAAUGAACACUACCCAGCUGGUUGUUAUUGAUAGUUUUGAUGGUGAUGCAGUGGAAAAAUUAUGUGAAGAUACAGCCAGUUUGAGCAUCGUAAAUGAACAAAACAUAUCAUCGGAGGAACCAAAAUUUAUUUUUGAUACUACUGCCAGCGAAUACCGAAAAAAACAAAAGACACCUGUAUUUGACACAGGAAAUUACUUCGGUCGACGAAGGAUUCUGUCAAUGCUUAACGAUUCAAACGUAUCGGUGAAUACACCAGGAAAAAAGGAGGAUUCAGUUGUCAAACAUGAUUAUGUUUUGAAUCCGUCAUUUAGUGGUGAUUCACGUCAGCCAUCUGAUAUUUCGGCCUCUCCUGUACACAUUAUAGCGGCUAAGGAUGAAAAAAAACAUGCUGCUGUCCUAUGUGCGCGCAAAAUAAUACAUUCCGAAGAAGAGGGCCAAGGUUUACGACGUUCGACACGGAAUCGUGUUGCUCCCAUUCGUCGCUGGUUAGGCGAGAAGCCUGUAUAUCGCCGUGAUCAGCAAGGGACGUACGAACUAGUUCGAGUGGAGGAAGCGAUUGUCAAGGACCCUUUGUUUGUCAAAUACAACACAGUUGAUAUGGCCGAAGUUCUAGAGCGACAAAAACGAGAACAAAAGCAACAUGCCCGUGCUCGUAAACUUCGUAAAUUCGAUCGUGCACGCCGAGGUUAUGCCGAAGAAGACACUAAAACCAGUGAACCAGAUGACAACAGCCUUCACAAUUGA